UCGCGGGAUCGACGAGACGAUGAUGUUGAGCUGAAACUUCACACCGACAUUGAUAAAUAUAGCCCACAUUUACAUCAUAUAUAUAUAUAUAUAUAUAUAUAUAUAUAUAUGAUACAUAUAUAGAUAGAUAUAUUUGGAGUGACGAGAGGAGGGUAGUUUUGUGUGGGCUAAUAUAGAGGACGAGGGGUACAUUUCUAUAGGCUAAAUCUGGCAAACGCAGGGGGUUUGAGAGCAAGGUCGUCGUUGAAGCAAGAGAUCGCCAACAACGACGACGACGAGGAUUGUCGGCCUUGGCGCCGGAGGAUCUUAUCGUCAAUGGCGGUGUCCUUCACUUGGUCCGCCGCCUUCCGCGUCGCUCUCUUCCUCCUCCUCACCGCCGCCAUUGCCGGAGCUUGCAUUUCUCUGCCCGUCGAAAAGAUUUUGAAAGAUUUCUUACAAUGGGUUAAGGAAGAGCUUGGACCUUGGGGUCCACUUGUAUUGGCUGUUGCAUAUAUUCCUCUUACUAUCCUAGCAGUUCCGGCCUCAGUGCUUACACUUGGAGGUGGUUAUCUCUUUGGAUUGCCAAUGGGGUUUAUUGCCGAUUCUAUAGGUGCUACCAUUGGUGCAACAGCUGCCUUCAUUCUUGGUAGAACAAUUGGAAGAUCAUAUGUCAUUUCUAAGUUAAAGAAUUACCCAAAGUUUCAGGCAGUUGCUAUCGCAAUUCAGAGAUCAGGCUUUAAGAUUGUUUUGCUGCUUCGGCUUGUUCCCUUACUUCCAUUCAACAUGUUGAAUUAUCUGCUGUCUGUGACUCCUGUUCGACUAGGGGAGUACAUGCUAGCUUCCUGGGUGGGAAUGAUGCCAAUCACAUUGGCACUAGUAUAUGUUGGAACAACCCUAAAGGAUCUUUCUGACGUAACACAUGGAUGGAGUGAGGUUACAACAACUCGUUGGGUAAUUAUGGCAUCGGGCUUUGUGAUUUCUGUUAUUCUUAUGGUGUAUAUCACUAAAGUCGCAAAGGCUUCUUUAGACAAAGCAUUAGCAGAAAAUGCCGACUUAGAAGGCAUCUUGGGCUCGCCAGGACUACCCAUUGUAGCAGAGCCACCUCCCGAUUUCGAGAAGCCUCUCUUGAUCAAGAUAGACCCAUCCGGAGACGAUCAUGUUAACUAAAUUAUAUGUAAAUUCUUUGUUCAUUGCUUCCUAAAUUGAUCGUCUUAGAUAUGAGGAGAGUUGUUAGGAAUGAAGAGUUUGAAGGAAUAGAAGGGGGAUAAAAAAAAGGAUAAGCAAUUUAUUCUCAGCUUUCAUGUACAGUACACUACACCAUUUAGUUAGCCCUUCUCUUUUACAUGUAAUGUUUGUACAUGUAAUUUUUUACAGAGAAAUGACCAAAAUCCCCUCGGUUGAUGUGUUUAUGCAUUCAGCUUGUCGACAUUUUUUUUUUAUUAAAAUAAUUGUGUUAACUGAUA
Messenger RNA from Cornus florida, 1442 nucleotides. RefSeq lists its product as uncharacterized. The transcript is spliced from 9 exons. Lineage: Eukaryota; Viridiplantae; Streptophyta; Magnoliopsida; Cornales; Cornaceae. The coding region runs from base 316 to 1146 and encodes 276 amino acids. Gene Ontology annotation, cellular component: membrane. The record is from RefSeq and is a predicted model, not a curated record.